This is a messenger RNA of Austrofundulus limnaeus, 2254 nucleotides long. RefSeq names its product septin 2 (gene septin2). Lineage: Eukaryota; Metazoa; Chordata; Actinopteri; Cyprinodontiformes; Rivulidae. Gene Ontology annotation, biological process: cell division. The transcript is spliced from 13 exons. Gene Ontology annotation, molecular function: GTP binding. Bases 242 to 1351 code for a protein of 369 amino acids. The record is from RefSeq and is a predicted model, not a curated record.
UAAAAAUGAACAAAAUCGUAUUUUUCCUGUAUUUGUCAGCAGCACAUUGAGCAGCAAACAGCACUGCUGAGAGCGUCUCUUUCCUGUCGCAGCUCUGUGGUCUCAAGAAGCCGCUGCUGCACCGGAAUCUGAAGAAUUUCGAGGUGUCUUGUUCGCCAAGAAGUCUGCUCGGCAGCUCGUCCCUGCGCCUUUGUCUCCAACCUUCACUCUGCGAAGAGACCGUUGAUCAAGGAGAGGAAAUAUGUCUCAGGCUGACAAAAUGAAGCAGGGUCAGUUCACCAACCCUGAGACCCCAGGUUAUGUUGGGUUUGCCAACCUCCCCAACCAGGUUCAUCGCAAGUCUGUGAAGAAAGGUUUUGAGUUCACCCUCAUGGUUGUAGGUGAAUCUGGACUUGGAAAAUCUACCUUGAUCAACAGCCUCUUCCUGACUGACCUUUACCCUGAGAGAGUCAUCCCUGGGGCAGCAGAGAAGAUCGAGAGGACGGUUCAGAUCGAGGCGUCGACGGUGGAAAUCGAGGAGAGAGGAGUAAAGCUUCGUCUCACGGUCGUGGAUACGCCAGGAUACGGAGAUGCCAUCAACAGCCAAGACUGUUUCAGCACCAUCAUCAGCUACAUUGACGACCAGUUUGAGCGCUACCUCCACGAUGAAAGUGGCCUGAAUCGUAGACACAUUGUCGACAACAGAGUUCACUGCUGCUUCUAUUUCAUCUCCCCUCUUGGCCARGGCCUGAAACCUCUGGAUGUCCAAUUCAUGAAGGCCAUCCACAACAAGGUCAACGUGGUUCCUGUCAUCGCCAAGGCUGACACGCUUACCCUCAGGGAGAGGGAGAGGCUGAAGCGCCGGAUUCUUGAUGAGAUUGAUGAGCAUGGUAUUAAGAUCUAUCACCUUCCUGAUGCUGAGUCAGACGAAGAUGAAGACUUCAAGGAGCAGACCAGAAUUCUCAAGGCUAGCAUCCCGUUUGCUGUAGUGGGAUCCAACCAGCAGAUCGAAGCCAAAGGGAAGAAGGUCAGAGGUCGUCUGUACCCGUGGGGUGUGGUGGAAGUGGAGAACCCAGAACACAACGACUUCCUCAAGCUGCGGACCAUGCUGAUAACCCACAUGCAGGAUCUACAGGAAGUAACCCAGGACCUGCACUAUGAGAACUUCCGCUCAGACCGCCUGAAACGGGGUGGCAGGUUGUCCUCCCAUGGUUACAUUCUGCCUCUGUCUCCUGCAAAAGGACCGGAGCCUGAGGAAAUGGACAAGGACAUGAUUCUCCAGGAGAAGGAGGCUGAGCUGAGACGAAUGCAGGAGAUGAUUGCCAAGAUGCAGGCCCAGAUGCAGAACCGAGAAGGAGACGGAGACGUGUGAGAGGUCUUUGGUGUUUGAGCCACAGAUCAAGUUUGACCAGAGAAUUGGAAUGAAGAUAAAACUGACAGUCACUCUUUGCUAUUUCUUUUUAGUUCCACAUUGAUCUGAAGUCUUUUUUUAUACAUUCAGUUGAGUAUAAUCAGUGUUGUGUUCAUAUAGUUACAUAUAACGGUUAUUUUUUUUCUUUUCAUGUAAGCUAAAAAGCUUACAUGUAAAGGCCAAGUGAAGUCCUGUAAUCCAGAUGGUGGAACGCUGUUACUUUUCUUGACUUUGUUUCAUCUCCAGAAAACUGUUGUGUUCAAUAAAUCUGUUUUUUUGUUUUGCUCUGUGAAAAACUCAUUUGGGAGAGCCGAUUGUGGCAGAAAUGGUUGAAAAAAAGUAUUAUUUUGUUACACAAAGUCAGCUCAAAGAAGAUGAUCAUAAAGAUUUAACCUAAAGUAAGUUUUCUCAUCUGUGUUUUUCUGUAUCCCGAUUAUGCAUGUAGCUGUCGGCCCCAUCAGGUAGAGAUUCACCUGCUCUUAUAUCAGUGUAACCAAGUUAAACUGCCUUUCACUCUGCAUAAGCUCUUGAACUGUGACCCCCUUACCUUAUAUGGUCUUCCUGUGCGCCUAAAAGAAAUGCAGGACUGAGGCAUGAUGCCUGAUUGGUGCUUUAAACUGAAUCGGUGCAUUUCUAUGUAUGAAAGAAAGGAGGCAGUUCUGGGUUAGUUUAACACACCUGCUGAGUGUUUUUUACGGUUGCACACGAGUCGAUCAGGUCAGCGUAGCCAACGUUCCCCACACCAGCCAAAAAAAUGAGAUCUUUGACAUUCCUCGUUGUCCUCUUUUUACUCAACAAUGAAGUACCAAAUAUUGUUCUUAAUGCAUAUAUUAAAUAAAGGUUUAUUAAACUUUAAUAAUCUCA